UCAUCAUCGGAGAGGGUCAUUCACAUGAGUGUAGAGUUCGUUUUAUCUGUGUCCUGUUUAUAAAAGUGUUUAUUUUUAUUAUUUUUUUUACCGUAGCCUGAGUCUGUUUACCAAAUCCAAACCAUGUUACGAACGAUUUGUCGGAGAGGCGGAUCCAUUUUGUUGCAAACACAGAGCGCUACACCGAGGCUGUGGAUCACACCGGUCCAGCAGCGAUGGGCCUCCAGCUUGCCCAUGAACACCGUCAUCCUGUUUGUGCCCCAACAGGAAGCCUGGGUGGUGGAGAGGAUGGGUCGCUUCCACCGCAUCUUAGAACCGGGUUUGAACUUCCUCAUUCCCAUUCUUGACAGAAUUCGCUAUGUGCAAAGUCUUAAAGAAAUCGUGAUCGAUGUUCCAGAACAGUCUGCAGUGUCUCUAGACAACGUAACACUACAGAUUGAUGGAGUGCUUUACCUCAGGAUCCUAGACCCGUUUAAGGCCAGCUAUGGCGUUGAGGAUCCGGAGUAUGCAGUCACACAGCUGGCACAGACCACCAUGCGUUCAGAGCUGGGCAAACUGACCUUAGACAAAGUGUUCCGGGAAAGAGAAUCCCUCAAUUCCAACAUUGUCCACUCCAUCAACCAAGCUUCAGACGAGUGGGGCAUCCGCUGCCUCCGUUAUGAAAUCAAAGAUAUUCACGUCCCGCCUCGCGUCAAAGAAUCCAUGCAGAUGCAGGUUGAGGCGGAGCGUAAAAAGAGAGCCACGGUGCUGGAGUCUGAAGGGACAAGAGAGGCAGCCAUUAAUGUCGCCGAGGGUCGUAAGCAGGCCCAGAUCCUGGCCUCCGAGGGAGAAAAAGCAGAACAGAUCAAUAAAGCAGCUGGUGAGGCCCAAGCUGUUUUAGCUAAAGCUGAGGCAAAAGCAAAGGCCAUCCGCAUGCUGUCCGACGCUCUGGCUGAGCAAAAUGGAAAUGCAGCUGCGUCUCUGAGUGUGGCUGAACAGUACGUGUCUGCGUUCUCCAAUCUGGCCAAAAGCUCAAACACCAUCCUGCUGCCGUCGAACACGGGGGACAUUAGUGGAAUGGUCUCACAGGCCAUGACUAUUUACAGCACGCUGGCCAAGACGAACCCAACAACAUCUCCAGAAGUGGUGGAGAAGAAAAUGCCGGAUGUUCUAGACCAGCUGAUUCCACCUGAAGAGGAGAGGACUCAGCAAAUGAACUCAGAACAUUAAAUAACAAAGAACGGAGCCAGAUGAAGCAGCUGAAGUCAAACGUUCUGAUGGAAUAUUCAGGAAAAGCUUCAACCUUUACAAAGUCUGUGUGGUGGUGGUGUCCUGGACUAAUCACGUUUUCAUAGAGGAUCCUCCCUGAUCCUCCUCCUUCAGUUAUGAUUGGAUUCUAAAGUUAAGAGCAGCCUUCAGGAAACUGAUGGAAGUGUCGUCUCAGUUAUGAAUGCAACUUUUCCAUGCUUUAUUUUAGUACUGCAAACAUUUCUCUUCCAAAAGAUUUACAUGAAAUAUAACACUGUCUACCUGCUUCUCCAUUUAUUGUGUUUUAAAAAGCUGUUCUAGUUUCUAUGGGAUUUUAGUUGGAAUGGUGGCUCAGAUGAGCUGUUUGAUUAAGAAUAAAUAAAUAAAUAUAUAUAUAAAUACA
Molecule: messenger RNA, 1630 nt
Organism: Nothobranchius furzeri (turquoise killifish)
Lineage: Eukaryota; Metazoa; Chordata; Actinopteri; Cyprinodontiformes; Nothobranchiidae
Gene: stoml2
Product: stomatin (EPB72)-like 2
Biological process (GO): mitochondrion organization
Cellular component (GO): membrane; mitochondrion
Source: RefSeq, a predicted model, not a curated record